CCUCGGCCCCGCCUCCAGCCGCCAUUUCAAGUGUGGCUGGAUAAGCAGCGAGCGAGUAAGAAACCCGAGGAGGAAGAAGUUGACAGUGGAAGGGAAGAAAUGCUUCGAAAGGAGUUCAACAAGGGCAUCGGAAAGCCAGAGAAGAGCCUAAAGUAGCAGAAGUGGUAGCCACACUGAGCAUGGCAACCAAACGGCGGCUUAGUGGAGGGGGCGGAGCCACUUCUGGCGGCGAGGGCACGUUGCCGUCUCCGCUGUCGCAUUCAUUGGCUUAUUUGAGAAGGAAUCAGAAAGGCAAUAGGGAGAAGAGGGAUGGGGAUCAAAUCUAUCAGAGAGGAACUAAAUCUGAUGGAAAAGAAGUUCAUUUAAUGAGCUCCAGGGAACACUCAGCCUGCUGCCAUACUAACUCAUGAAUUACAAUGGAUUGUUGGAUAGCCCAUGAUUUAUCUAGAAUAUAAUCUUUCCAUAUCUGGAUCCUUCAAACUAGACCAAAGGGAAAAUCUGGGCUGCAAGCCUCAAUUAGAAAUGUGGUAUGCUGCUAUGCUGACAACUGGUGCUCCCUGACCUGUAUCUUCUGAGACCAGAACCCAGUGUGGUGGAUGACCAAUUCAUGAGUUGAACAAAAGAAGACCUCCUACAGGGCAGUGUAUCUGUUCGUUACAGGUAAAAUGGACAUGUUACAAGCGCCAGGCUGAGCCAUCCAGUGUCCAGUGCGUGCUAGACCUUGAGAGGAGGUGAAGCUAGGGAGAAGCUCUCCCAGUUUCACACUCUAUUCUCGGAUCGCUUGGCGCACAACCGGUUCUACAUGGGCAAUUUACUUUGUAAAUUUCGUACCUGGCUCCGCCGCCACUGGCCCCGCCGGCCCCAGUGCCCACCCCGCCGUGGGGCCCCAGUGGGCUGUCACCCGCUGGUUUUGCCCUCUUGGGAGGCUGCCACAUCUGACUGGGACCACCCCGCUGCUCCAGCGCCUGCCUUCUGCCCUGGUCGUAGGCUUUCCCACCGGGAUCGAGUGCCUUUAUCGCCUGGCUUUUACAUCGCGCCAGAAAGGCAGUAUCCCAUCCAGCAGGCCAGGAACUCCCGGCUGGGGAUGCUUCCCUUGGUGAACUGGAGGGACUCGCCAAAGAAGCCCGUGCUGUCUGCUCAUAAUUCCAUUAUGUUCGGCCACUCGAGAGCCAUCAAGAUUCCUCCACUGGGGCACAAAUUUACCCUCCUGCGUUCACCACCUGAGCAGGUAGUCAAGGUUAGGAAGCCGGUACCAUCCAGUCACCUCCCACUUCCUUCCCCAAAGGAGAGGGAGGUGAAGGUCCAAGAAGAGCCCCAAAGAGGCAUGGCAAAGAUGGAGGAUCACACAGAGACCAAAGGAGAGGACGAUCGGAAGAGGGGUCACCGUAGCAAUCGGGAUAUACCAUUGACAUCUAGGCCCCAGGAGACCAGUGGAGUCCUCACUUCCCUCAAGUGCGAUCCUGAGCCAGUGGACCUCCUUCCCGAGCACCCAGAAGACAACUUGAGUGAGAACGCCCAGAUGUCUCCAAUGAGCUCCUCCUCAGAAAGCCAUGUCAUCUGCUCAGAUGGAGAUCCUGGAGAUGUCCUGCCUCCUUGGAAGCCUGAGUCCCAUGCCAUGGUGUUCUCUGCCCUAACCGCAUGCUGCUCCCUGCUGCUGGAGAGGCCAAAAAAAGAAGUGCUGGGUGAAGACCACUGGCCCGAAUCACCAGGCUCACUGAUGUCUGGAAAGGAGCUGCAGCGUGAAAAAUCUUCAGACAUCCCAUCAAGAAGCUCCUCUUCCCUGGUAUCUACCAGGAGUAGGCCCUGCAAGUGGAAGAUUCCCCUGCCGCUUUUUCUGCCGCUGCCGGGACUGAGGUCACCCCUGCCGCUGACAAGGGAUCGAGAACCUGUCUUGCCAAGCCAUGGCUGGAAGAAGCUCUGGAUACAAAUCAGGGGCAGAAGGUCCUCAGGAGCGGCGCCCAAUCCACCCCGCGGAGGCGGUUGGCGUUGAAGUCCAGCAGGCCCUCCCGCAGGGAGGCGCGCACGGCGGGCAGAGGCACCGAGUCCUGUAGUGCGCACAGGUCCUCACAGCGCCAGAAGUUGGCCACGCUGUCGCGGCGCAGCUUCACCGAGUGAUCAUGGCCCGAGCGCGGCCUCGGGGACACUGGCUGCAGAUAGGAUGCCCACACCCGCCUGGGGGCCACGGCUCGCCUCCCGGCCCCUUGGGCGCCCAUCGCCCGGCGGCUGCGGCCCCACAGCCUGCGCAGGACCAGCGUUGCAGCCAGAAGACGCAGGGCCACGGGCCCCGGCUAGGCCGGCCCCUCGAUGCCGCGCUCCCGCGCGGCCUCCCGCCCGCAACGCCGGCCGUUGGCGCCAACCUCAUUGGCCUCCGCGCCGCGGGCCAGUAUGUUGUUUUUUGUUUUUUGUGUUUUUGGUCACAAUUUUGUACAGCCAUCUCCAGAACACUUCACUGUGCAAAACUGAAACUCUGUACCCAUUAAACAACUAUA
Balaenoptera musculus (blue whale) is the source of this 2489-nucleotide messenger RNA. Its product is annotated as nuclear pore-associated protein 1-like. The transcript is spliced from 6 exons. NCBI's taxonomy places the organism in Eukaryota, Metazoa, Chordata, Mammalia, Artiodactyla, Balaenopteridae. The coding region runs from base 803 to 1990 and encodes 395 amino acids. The record is from RefSeq and is a predicted model, not a curated record.